Lactuca sativa (garden lettuce) is the source of this 1972-nucleotide messenger RNA. Its product is annotated as RNA recognition motif XS domain protein. Gene Ontology annotation, biological process: regulatory ncRNA-mediated gene silencing. The record is from RefSeq and is a predicted model, not a curated record. Lineage: Eukaryota; Viridiplantae; Streptophyta; Magnoliopsida; Asterales; Asteraceae.
AUUUUUUUCAUUUAAAAAUGUUUCAAUCUUUAGGUUUUACUUUUACCAUUUGGUCAGUGUGUUCUUGGCAAUAAAAUUACAACGGAAUCCUCAUCCACUUUUGGGUCUCCUCUUUGAGAAAUGAGAAGCAUAUAAGCUCAGACUGCGUGGGGAUCUCGCUACUUCCAACCAUUCAGAGAGGAAAGAGAUGGCCGGAGGUAACCCUGUGAAGGGCUCAUCCAACAAGCCAUCAGCUUCUUCCUCCGCUUCUCACCACCGCAAAUCUAAUCGGGAAUCCGGUCCCAAUAACACUGCAUCUGCCCCUUCCAAACCCUCUCCUUCAAAACCGCCAUCUAACUCCAAACCCUCCCCUUCUUCCAGACACAAACCAUCUCCAAAGCUCAACCCCAAUCCAAUCCCCUCGCCCCAUCCCAGACCCGAAAACUUUGCACCACCGCCUUUGCCACCGCCACCUCCGGCGUAUGGUUUUCACAUGCUCGAUCGCAGAACAAUCAUUAUCGCUGAUGGUAGUGCUCGCUCCUACUUCGCUUUGCCACCGGAUUACCAAGAUUUCCCCCCGCCGCUCCCUAGGCCCCCAAUGCGGCCUCACGGCCCGGAGCCUUGGUUAGGGUUUGAUCGACAAUUUCCACCCGGCCGACCGAUCCCCGGAGGGGAUGACCAAUAUCGUCAACAGAAUCAAGAUUAUUGGAAUUCGCUAGGACCUGAAGGCUCUCGUAAGAGGAAAUUUGGUGAUGAAAGAGAUGGGAGAGAAGUGGGUGAGGUCAACGACGAGUUCGCAAGGCAAAGACAACAGCUUUUGCAGUAUGGAAAUAUGAUUUCAAGUUCUAAUGGAUCUCAUAUGGCGGGCCCAAGUAAUCGAGUUCAGCUUGAUGAAACGAGGGCACCCAAGUAUAUGAGACCUGAAGGGGAGUAUAGGAAUUUGCAGGGUAGGCAUAAUGAGAUUGAUCCAGCAAAGUUUAAAAGUGCAUUUAUGAAUUUUAUCAGACUGAUAAACGAGAAUUCAAAUCAGAAGAAGAAAUACUUAGCAGAUGGUAAACAGGGUUCUGUUCAGUGUCUUGCAUGCGGCAGGUCCUCGAAAGAAUUCCCAGACAUGCAUAGCCUUAUCAUGCACACAUACAACCAAGAAAAAGAAGUUGCUGAGCAUUUGGGUCUUCACAAGGCUUUAUGCAUAUUGAUGAGCUGGAACCACAUGAUGCCACCUGAUAACUCCAGGUCAUAUCAGCGAUUAUCUGGCCAACAAGCUGGCGCUGACCGGGAUGAUCUCAUUAUGUGGCCACCUCAUGUCAUCAUACAGAAUACAAUUACCGGGAAGGGUAGAGAUGGACGUAUGGAGGGUUUAGGCAACAAAGCAAUGGACAUGAAGCUUAGAGAUCUUGGAUUCACAAGCGGAAAGUCAAAGGCAAUGUUUGGGAGAGAAGGGCACUUGGGGAUAACUGUGGUUAAGUUUGGUGGUGACCACUCGGGUCUAAAGGAUGCCAUGAGACUUGCAGAUUUUUUCGAGAGACAGAAACACGGGCGUGGCUCCUGGGCAUCCCUCAGAUCAGGAUCAGGUUCAGGGAGAGAUGAAGACAAAGAUCCAAAUUUUGUCAAGUUUGAUAACAAGACAGGGGAGAAAGAGAGAGUCUUGUAUGGCUAUUUAGGAACCGUGUUUGAUCUCGACAGCCUGGAUUUUGAUACUAAAAAAAAGGUCACAAUCGAGAGCAAGAGAGAAAAAGCACAGCAACCACACCCAAACCCUAACCCUACUACUUGAUAUCAUUUAUUUACCAACAACAACAACAAGUCUAGUAAGGUACACCAAACAAAGUAUGCUGUUUGGUUAUAUAUGUUUUAUUGGGUUCGAAGAUAGAAAGUAAUUAACACAUGGGGCUUUCGGUAAAAAUUGGUUAGAAGUAGAUGUUGCCUUUGGAAUCGCUUGGUUUUAUUUAUUUUCUUGGUGUUGCUGUUAGUUAUUCCAUAUAAUCAUUGCGUA